CCUUGCUCGCCUUUCACUCAGCAAGGGCCCGCUCGAGCGUGGGCGACAUCAUUCGAGGGCGCAAGAGGUGAGCCUCGUGGUCUGCCUGGGUCGAGUGGUCGACGACGAGUCGAGGAAUUGGCCCAACGCUUUCUUCAAUCUCCGCCUGAAAGCUCUGGCCCUGCUCUGGACUGAUGCGUGAGGCCAGCUAGCUACGCGAGGCCAAGCACAUUGAGACGAAGGCAACUAGCUGCAGGCGACGGCAGAGAGGAUGGAUGGAGACGAAUCCCCGCAAACGGCCUCCUGCGGGCCCUCACUCGCCCUCGCCCUUUCAAUUCAUUGUGGAUAGCUGAGUGAGCUCAUCGCUCCACCGUUCUGAUUGCUACCAUCCACUUGGUUGCAUCGCUCCUCACAGGCCAGCACUUCUUGAUUUCGUCAUUGAUCCAUCCAUCCGCCCUCGUAAGCUCAUCCUUCCUCACCUACGAUGGCACGCGGCCCCUUCCCUCCGCAGCUCGUCGAGCUGCCCCUCCUCGGCGCCGUACUUGGCUUCACGGCGGCAAUGAUGGGCAUCUCGGGCGCAGAUAUCUACGAUUUCCAGGACAUUCGCAGCCACAUGCGCUACAGUCGCUUCAAUGGCUUCGUGAACCUUGAGGACAAUGGAAUCCUGCAGGUCGACCUACUCAUGCUCAUAGCCGGUGCCAUCGGUUUCCUGACAGCCCUCAUUGGAUUGUUCCUGGCCGCGAGGCAGUUUGGGAAGAGGCGAGGAGAGUAUUCGGGCAAGGGCACUGGUGCAUGGCUGAUCAUGGGUCUCCUCCUUCUGGCCGAGUCCGGUCUGUGGGCAGGAACCGCAGCAGCAUACACAGCUUUUACCGUUACGAGGAAGUUCUCCUUCAGCCGCGGACCCAACUACUCUGAGCCGUUCAACCUCGCUCAGCAGGCGUACCUGCGCUCCAUUUUCCAGCAGCUUACGACGGGAGUCACCGGGCCACUCACAGUGUUGACGCUGCCUGGUGCUACGGGAAUCGAUGGAGCGUACUUGGGCGAGUGGGGCACGGUGUACAACAUCGACCAGGCGAAUGCGCUGCCGAAUCGCUACCUGGACUACUCCAACAAGUGGAAGGCCGCCACCGCCAUCAGCUGGUUUGCGCUGGGCUCCACCUUCCUCGUCAUGGUCGUACACUUCGCCCUGCCCUUCGUCUGGAAGUGGCUCGGCCUUCUGCGCCAGCCCAAGCAUCAGAAGGGCUACUACAACGAGGUCUGAGGCAUAGGAUAGCAUAUGCAGCGCUCGCAGCCAAUCGUCGGCAGCUCGUAGCGCAGCCUUUCUUCCCCGCCGCCUUCCCUCGAACCUCAGCCUCCUUGCGUAUCCUCCGGAUCGCUGCCACUUCGUUCCCUUCUCUUCGAUUUUACUCGUGCCUUUACCAUGUUGUUUCCUUUUCUCGCUUGUGGGAUCGUUCUCCGAUGUCGUC
Messenger RNA from Jaminaea rosea, 1445 nucleotides. RefSeq lists its product as hypothetical. NCBI's taxonomy places the organism in Eukaryota, Fungi, Basidiomycota, Exobasidiomycetes, Microstromatales. The record is from RefSeq and is a predicted model, not a curated record. The transcript is spliced from 3 exons. The coding region runs from base 464 to 1240 and encodes 258 amino acids.